GAGGAGGAAGAAUUAGGUUUUCUCUAUCACACUCCUCACCAAUCGGUGGCGAUACUGAGCCUCUGCAGCGCUGGUCAACCUGGAAUUAAUUCAAAGAUUAAGACAGCAGCAGAAACAGGUUCAACGUUUUAAGACGUGUCGCCGAUUUGUGGACCUUAUUUUCAAAUAUUGCAGAUGGAUUCGCAGCCCCCCGUGAAGCCGUGGGAGCGGAGGAUUCCAGGAACUGGGGUCGCGCCCAUCAACUACAGAUCCGCAGACCUGGGCCAAGUUUCAGGUUUCUCCACUUCAGUUGGACCUCCUGUGCUGACUCGAAUGGCGCCCCCUGUGCCUCCACGUCCCGUCCAGCAGUCAUACCGUCCAGCCUACAGUUCUUUCACGUCCUCGUACAGCCCGUACGGCAGCUCUGUGUUCGGUGGCUACAGCCCCUACAGCUAUGGCGGGGGCUACGGGCUGGGAGGCUACGGUCGCCUCUCCCACCAAGAGGACGUGGCCCCCAGCAGGUUUGUGCAGCAGGCUGAGGAAAGCAGCCGCGGUGCCUUCCAGUCCAUCGAAAGCAUCGUCCAUGCCUUCGGCUCGGUCAGCAUGAUGCUGGACGCCACCUACUCUGCCGUAUACAACAGUUUCAGAGCCAUCCUGGACGUGGCCAACCACCUGACCCGGCUACGAGCCCACCUGACCCGUGUGCUGUCAGCCUUCGCUCUGGUGCGCACGUUACGUUACCUGUACAGACGAUUACAGAGGCUGCUUGGUCGGAGGGCGGAUGCUGAGGUCGAGGACUUGUGGGCCGACAGCGCCACCGACGCCCUCGCCACGGCUGCUUCUACAGGGUCAGGAGCAGGAGCAGGAGAAGGAGGUCCGACGGGCAAAUCUUGGCCCAUUAUUCUGUUUUUUGCUGUUGUCCUGGGUGGACCCUACCUGAUCUGGAAACUGCUCUGCUCUACUAUUCCUACAGAGGAAAACGCCACAAACUGGGCCAGUGGCGAGGACGACCACGUCGUGGCCAGAGCUGAGUAUGACUUCCAGGCUUCGUCUGAGGAAGAGGUUUCUCUGAGGGCAGGAGACUUGAUCAACGUGGCUCCUAAAGAGCUGCAGCCCAGGGUUCGCGGCUGGCUGCUGGCCAGCCUUGAUGGUCAGACCACAGGACUGGUCCCUGCCAACUACGUCAAGGUUCUUGGUAAGAGGAGAGGACGCAAACACACGGAGCUGGAGAACAACGCGCGGGCUCCUCCGACGCCAACACCUGCUGCUGAAUCACAGCCAGUGAAUCCGACUUCUACAAACAACCUCCUGGAGUCAGUGUACAGAGAAACACCAAACACUUUCUGUCUGGGAACGUCCGCCUCCAACACGUCUGCCAGUACUGCAGUAAACAUACAUGAGAAGAUGGACCUGUGAGGUCUGUCCCUGUGUGUUUGUGGGGGGGGAGGGGGUGAAAUGUUGAAUGAACGCAAAAUGAUUGAUUAACAGUCGGCCGACCAUAAAGGUUUGGGAGAAACAACCUGGACCUGUAGAGGAUUUUAUCCACCACGUGUUUCUAACAGUUUAAAACCACAGGCCUCGUGUGAUUGGUCCAGAGCUGGUCUCAUUCAGCUCUGUUUUGUUCCUUUUGCUCCUGUUAUUGUUUCUAUUCUGUCAAAUUAAAUUCUGUUUAUUUGUUGUUCAAAAACGUAGUUUCAGUAACCUGAAUAAUUAACUGUUGGUGACAGUGACAGUGUGAGAACAGCAGUUUUCUGUCUGAUCAUCUUCACGUCAGCUCUGUGAUGAAAGUGAGACCAAACGUUCAGAGGCAAAGAUGGGUCAUUUUGCACAUGUAAUAUUUAAUGGCUUUUGCGACAAUAAAUAUUUUUGUAAAUCAGAA
This is a messenger RNA of Cynoglossus semilaevis (tongue sole), 1858 nucleotides long. RefSeq names its product peroxisomal biogenesis factor 13 (gene pex13). Gene Ontology annotation, molecular function: protein binding. Lineage: Eukaryota; Metazoa; Chordata; Actinopteri; Pleuronectiformes; Cynoglossidae. Gene Ontology annotation, cellular component: peroxisome; peroxisomal importomer complex; peroxisomal membrane. The transcript is spliced from 5 exons. The coding region runs from base 175 to 1395 and encodes 406 amino acids. The record is from RefSeq and is a predicted model, not a curated record. Gene Ontology annotation, biological process: protein import into peroxisome matrix, docking.